Phoenix dactylifera (date palm) is the source of this 701-nucleotide messenger RNA. RefSeq names its product late embryogenesis abundant protein Lea5-like. The record is from RefSeq and is a predicted model, not a curated record. Gene Ontology annotation, biological process: response to stress. Gene Ontology annotation, cellular component: mitochondrion. Lineage: Eukaryota; Viridiplantae; Streptophyta; Magnoliopsida; Arecales; Arecaceae.
GCAUUUCCCUACUUCGCUUUCCCACUCCGGAGAAACCAUUGAAGAGAGUCAGAGAGAGGCGGCGAGCCGUUUCCUUGGCCGCUGCGAAGAGAAAGAAAGAAAAACUUCUUCUUUUUCUUUUUCUUCGCAGCGUUAGAUAGUAGAUCUCAGCCCUCCGAUCGAGAUCAGAUGGCUCGCGCUCUCUCCAACGCCACCAUCGUGGCGGCUCUCUCCGACGGCAUCGCCCUCCUCGCCGGCAGGAGGGGUUAUUCUAGUGCGGCAGCCGCGGUAGCGGGGAGAAGGAGCAGGACGGUGGUGGAGGAGAAGGCGGCGGCGGCGGCGAUGAAGAGUUGCGGGUGUUUGGAGCCGGCGGCGGCACCGUCAUCGUCUUGGGUGCCGGAUCCGGUCACCGGGUACUACCGGCCGGCGAACCGUGCGGCGGAGACCGACCCGGCAGAACUGCGGGCGAUGCUCCUGAAGCCAAAGUCUCAGCACUGAACCAAAAAAAAAAAAAAAAUCCGGCACCGAGAGUCUUGCUCCUCCAUUUUCUCUACGAUUCGUCGACUAUUAACGAUUACAAUCUGAUGCCAUUCGCGGUUUAACGUAGCUGAAUAUUUGUUCUCUAUUUUAUCUAUGUUUGCUUGUUCAUUUGAACCGUUUUUAAUCCAUGGAAUCUGAAAUUAAUAUUUUUUCGACGAAUUCAAUGCAUUAAUUAGGUGUUA